CAGCAUUUCAAAUGCAAAAAGCUUGUAAACGCGUCUAAACACGGCAAAUCGUGUUUAUAAGCGUUUGCAUCUGAAAAUGUUUUUAUGGACAAAACACUGAACACAGAAUGUUCCUACCAAGGUUGUCACACAUUGUAAUGACCAAUUCACACCUUAGACCUCUCACAACCCUUGGAAACAAAAGAUAUGUUAAUGACCAUUCACACCUCAAAUUCUUCAUGAAGACCCCCUGCCAGGUGACCUUAAUGACUCACUCCACCAGACACCUUUCCCACCCUUGGAAACAAAAG
This is a messenger RNA of Staurois parvus, 290 nucleotides long. Lineage: Eukaryota; Metazoa; Chordata; Amphibia; Anura; Ranidae. The record is from the annotation of a GenBank genome assembly.